AUGGACAAGACUGGCUACGCAGGCUACAGCCUCUCAGGCCGAGAGCGAUCAAGAUGGCCGCCUCUCACGCGAAUGCUCAUGUCUGGAGAGAUGUCGGACGAGAAACCUCGAGAACUCUAUCUGAAGGAAAAGUUCGACAGAUGGAUGGUCAAUGAGGGUUACCGAAGAUUCUUCGUCUUUACUUUCCUGAUCUUGCACAUGAUGGUUUUCGGUUUCGGCAUGGCACAUUAUGGCUUCAAGGACAACUCGAUUGGCGCGCGGAACACGUUUGGCUUCACGUUCCCAGUCGCUCGCUCAGCAGCUUUGACGCUACACGUCGACGUAGCUUUCAUCCUAUUCCCCGUAUGCAGGAACCUGAUUUCAAUGGCGCGUCGAACUCCCCUCAACGGCAUCAUUCCUUUUGACAAAAACAUUACCUUCCACAAACUCGUCGGAUGGUCCAUUGUCUUUUUUUCCUGGCUACACACCAUUGCGCAUUGGAGGAACUUAUGGCUUUUCGCUCAGGUCAACAAACUCGGAUUCAUUGGUUUCCUCAUUGCCAACCUGGCUACCGGACCUGGAUGGAGUGGUUAUGUCAUGUUGAUUGCGUUGUCUGCUAUGGCCUGGACCGCUGCCGAGAAACCACGACGAGCACAGUUCGAACGCUUCUGGUACACUCACCAUCUCUUCAUCAUCUUCUUCGUUUUCUGGUCCAUCCACGGUGCGUUCUGUAUGAUUAAGCCCGACUUUGCGCCCUUCUGCGACGGUAUCGGUGUCUUCUGGGAGUAUUGGAUGUAUGGUGGAUUUGCGUACCUCGCCGAGCGAACAUCGCGCGAAAUCCGUGGACGUCACAAGACGUACGUCUCCAAGGUGAUUCAGCACCCCAGCAACGUCUGUGAGAUUCAGAUCAAAAAGGAGAACACAAAGACGCAGGCUGGUCAGUACAUCUUCCUGUGCUGCCCAGAGGUUUCGAUCUGGCAAUACCAUCCAUUCACGCUCACUAGCGCACCCGAGGAGGACUACAUCUCCGUCCAUGUCCGUAUGGUUGGUGACUUUACGAAAGCGCUCGGAAAGGCACUUGGCUGCAACCUUGAGAAGGGCGGCGCCAAGGGUGAAAAAGACGGAGCCACAGAGGUCGCACUUCGCCAGAUCCUUCCGCGAGUCUACAUUGACGGUCCUUUUGGUUCUGCAUCUGAAGACGUGUUCAAGUUCGAGGUCGCCGUACUUGUUGGUGCUGGUAUCGGUGUGACACCUUUCGCUUCUAUUCUCAAGAGUAUCUGGUACCGGAUGAACUACCCUCAAGGCCGCACUCGUCUACGGAAAGUGUACUUCUUCUGGAUUUGCAGAGAUUUCGGCUCGUUUGAGUGGUUCAGAUCGCUGCUCUUGGCCAUCGAAGCUCAGGAUCUUGACGACCACAUCGAGAUUCAUACCUACCUCACCGCUAAGAUUAAGGCCGACGACGCGACCAACAUCAUGAUUAACGAUGCCAACGCCGAACAAGACGCCAUCACCGGUCUCCGCGCGCCCACAAACUUCGGCCGCCCCAACUGGGACAUGAUCUUCAAGUCCAUCCGCAAGAUCCACGCGCCCGCAGAAGCUGGUGUUUUCUUCUGCGGGCCCAAAGUCCUCGGCUCGACCCUCCACAUCAAGUGCAACAUGUACUCGGAGCCCGGCUUCAACUUCGUGUGGGGCAAGGAGAACUUCUAA
This is a messenger RNA of Paraphaeosphaeria sporulosa, 1686 nucleotides long. RefSeq lists its product as uncharacterized. NCBI's taxonomy places the organism in Eukaryota, Fungi, Ascomycota, Dothideomycetes, Pleosporales, Didymosphaeriaceae. Gene Ontology annotation, biological process: superoxide anion generation; defense response. The record is from RefSeq and is a predicted model, not a curated record. Gene Ontology annotation, molecular function: superoxide-generating NAD(P)H oxidase activity. Gene Ontology annotation, cellular component: NADPH oxidase complex; plasma membrane. Bases 1 to 1686 code for a protein of 561 amino acids. The transcript has 3 exons.